UGGAUGUUGGCGAUACUGACGUGCUUGACAGAUUGUGGUUAUAUGCAGCUAUCAUCCGAUAUGUAAACAAAAUUGUUUAUGUGGUAACGGCAUGAAAACGACGUAAACGUGAAACGAAAAUUAUGUGGUAAAGAGACAUCAAUCGAAUAUUCCGAAACGUGCUUUCUUUCGUCGAAAUGUAAAUUGUAAAUGUAGUAAAGCGACAAUAUUAGCAGAGACCGUUUUUUGUCAGAAAGAUGAAAGUGACGACGUUAAAGGGUAUUUUUCCCGACCCCAAGCCAAUCAGAAGGAAGAAUUUCAUUCAGGAGAAUGUGAAAAAUCUUCGGCGAAUGGAACAAUGCUUUCAAGCAAAUAAAGAGGUAGAAGAGCUGCAAAAAUUACAGCUGCAUAAACAUCAUAAGAGUACAGAUAAGUACCAAAAUGUACCUGCAAAAGUGGUUACUAGUUUCCGAGAGAAGAAGAAACAUGAAAGUGAUAAUAUAGAUUCAGUGUCAACUGACAAAGUGGAAAUUGACAAACAAGCUCAGAAUGGGACCAAUGUAUUUGAAUCUGAUAAAAAGCAUGCUGCUCCUAGUAAAAAAGUUGUUAGGUCAAGUAUGAACAAUAAUAUAUCAAGUAGACAAAUGAAAACUAGCAAACACAAGAGUCCACAAAAACUGCAGUCAAAGGUUUUGUCUGAACCAGAUGUUUUGUAUAAAUCUAAUAAUGCAAAUGGUUUGGAUGUGGAAAGCACUGUCAAAUAUAGAAGUCAAGGGAUACAAACCUUAGAUACUGAUCAAAUGGAAAAUAUAUACUCCGAAGGUAUUAUUCGAUAUCCAUCUAAGAAAGUUACAAAUGCGAAGCAUGAUGAAAUAGCAAGCAAUGGCGAUUUAAAUAAGCAAGAAGACAAAAUCACGAAAAAACAAUUCGAUUCUCCUGCAGAUAGAGGCGACAUGCAUAGUCCAGAAGAUUUACAGAAGACUGAUUUACGAAAUUCUGUGUCACUAGCAUCCAGAGAAGAGAUUAAUUUUAUCAAAUUAAAUAAAGAACGCACUUCUGUUGCUAAUAAGCUGAUGACGCAACUUAACAACGGUGUACCACCUCCAAAUUAUCGCAAGGGAGUUGUGCCUAAAUAUCUUCGAGAUAGGAAGGAAGCACAAGAAAAAGAGCAGAAGGCCAAAGCGGAAGCAUUGCAUUCUGACUGUCCAGAGGGUCAUGUACCCUUACCUGAUCACGAGCGUAAGGAGACACUACGACUAUUAAAAAAAAAUUAUCAAGAUUACGUCAACGAAUUAAAUAUGAUGCCUAUAAAAACGGAUACCCUCAGAGCACAGAAGCGCAAGGUCGAAAUAGAAAAGCAAUUGAAUAAACUAGAAGAGGGAAUCAAAGUAUUUUCACGUCCAAAAGUAUAUGUGAAGAUAAAUGCAUAAAUUGCAUUGCUUCAAUCAGAA
This is a messenger RNA of Pogonomyrmex barbatus (red harvester ant), 1430 nucleotides long. RefSeq lists its product as uncharacterized. Lineage: Eukaryota; Metazoa; Arthropoda; Insecta; Hymenoptera; Formicidae. The record is from RefSeq and is a predicted model, not a curated record. Gene Ontology annotation, cellular component: cytoplasmic microtubule.